CUCUUCGCUGCCUCCCUCUUCGCCGCCUCCCUUCUCACCACCCUCUUCGCUGCCUCCUUCCUCACCGCCCUCUUCGUCGCCUCAACUUUCGGCCUCGCCACCUCCUCCUCGUGGCCUCUACUUUCAUCUUCACCGCCUCCUCCUUGUCGCCUCGACUUUCAGCCAUCUUUGUUGCCUCCUUCUCACCAGCGUCUCCUCCUCGCCACCUCGACUUUCAUCCAUCUUCGCUGCCUCCUCACUAGUGCCUCCUCACUUCUGCUGCUGGAAUCAUCGACACAAAAUGACAUGAUGGAUAAAGGUACGACAAACUAUUUCCUUUAUCUGCAACAACGACAUAGACAAAAGUGUUGUUUUUGUUACUCAAGCAAGGAACAAGCUGAUACAAACUCUGGGCCUCGAUUCUUCUCCUACAACUCAUGAAACUUGCCCACCAACCAUUUUGGUAAUGGUCGAAGCCAGAGCUUGAAAGAUCGGAGGGUGACAAAGAUUGGGAAGGGAGGCCACAGCUUCCGCUCGCAAACUUUGGAUCCACCAAGCGGAUCGUGCCACUUUUGUAAGAUAGCUGAGUGAUCAAGUAGUGUGUGGAGUCGAUGGAGAUGGUGGCUUUGUCGCCGUCGCAGGUGAGCUCGUACAUCCGAUCCCCGCACUGAGGCGGAUCAGUUGUUCGACGAAAUGGGUGGCUGAUGUCGUGGAACAAACCGCAAGAGAAGGGAGCACAAGCUUCUUGGCUCCACUGCUGCUGCUGCUGCCCCGUAGCUGUAACAGCAGCCUGGGACAGGAGGAGGAAGAGUAGCGGCAGAAGCAUAAGUAUGGCCUCCUCCACGCUUCCUAUCUCCCAAUCCCAAGCUUUCUGUGCUCGAGCACGCCUCAUCCCUGCCUCCCUUUCUGGUCCGGUUCGUUUCGCCCUCCCUCACCGUCACCGGAGAGACGCCUCCUAUCGGAAGCCCCUGCGCACCAUGGUCGUCACGGCGACCACCGCAGAGAUGCCGAAGAAGCGGCAGGCCUCCUGGGAUCGCUCGUUCGUUGACGAGAUGAGGACCGUUGCUAUGAGGCUGCACACCAAGGAUCAGGCGAAGGAAGGCGAGAAGGAGUCUAAAUCGCCACCCGUCGCUAAGUGGGAACCGUCCAUCGAGGGCUACCUCCGUUUUCUAGUCGACAGCAAGAUCGUUUAUGAUACCCUCGAAACGAUCAUCCAGAAGGCCUCCUAUCCCUGGUAUGCUGACUUCAGGAGUACUGGCUUGGAAAGGUCUGAAAAAUUAGCUAAAGAUCUAAAAUGGUUCAAGGACCAAGGGCAUACGAUUCCCGAGCCUUCUUCUCCUGGUGUUUCUUAUUCCCAGUAUCUCGAGGAGCUAUCUCAAAAGGAUCCUCAAGCUUUCAUCUGCCACUUUUACAAUAUAUACUUUGCUCAUAGUGCUGGUGGGCGAAUGAUUGGCAAAAAGAGAUCUCUGCUGCUCUUGGACAAACUUCUUCUCCGCAUACUCGCCACUGUCACUGACACCCUUCGCCGCCCCGCCUCCCUCAUUUUCAAAUCAUUUGAGGGGUCGAUUCUUAGGGCUUUCAGUUGUGAGAUGUUGGUGUUCAAGCUUAGUAGAGUUUUGAAUCUACUCAUCCCUUUUUCAAUGAUUUCCAGCAUCAAUUUGGAUUUUUCUGCAUCAUUCUAUCAGAAGACUGAAGCAAGGCAAUCUCACUCUCCUUCUGCCAUUGUCAUUGGUGGUGGAUUUGCAGGGAUUGCAGCUGCUCAUGCACUGAAAAAUGCAACUUUUCAGGUUGUGCUUUUAGAAUCUCGGGAUAGAAUUGGUGGUCGAGUUCACACUAACUACUCAUUUGAUUUUCCUGUUGACAUGGGAGCAGCCUGGUUGCAUGGUGUCUGCAACGAGAAUCCAUUGGCAUCAUGGAUUGGAAGACUUGGUCUACCAAUUUAUCGAACUUCUGGUGACAAUUCUAUCUUGUAUGAUCAUGACUUGGAGAGCUACGCACUCUUUGAUGGUGAUGGACAUCAAGUGCCUCAAGAUCUAGUGGAAAAAGUUGGUAAGGUGUUUGAAACCAUUCUGGAAGAGGCUAACAAACUCAGGUGGAGUUUGAAGGAUUAGGAGAAUUAAGAAGCAAGGAUGAAGAAG
This is a messenger RNA of Zingiber officinale, 2117 nucleotides long. RefSeq lists its product as uncharacterized. The transcript is spliced from 10 exons. Gene Ontology annotation, biological process: heme oxidation; phytochromobilin biosynthetic process. NCBI's taxonomy places the organism in Eukaryota, Viridiplantae, Streptophyta, Magnoliopsida, Zingiberales, Zingiberaceae. The coding region runs from base 684 to 2090 and encodes 468 amino acids. Gene Ontology annotation, molecular function: heme oxygenase (decyclizing) activity. The record is from RefSeq and is a predicted model, not a curated record.